ACCCUCUCUCUGUCACACUCACAGUUAACACCGUCUUCAGUUUCAUUCAUUCAUUUGUUUAGCGACCGUUCGUGUUUUUUACUUGUGAAACUUUCUCAAUGGAUGGCAUUUAACUAUGAACUAAUUAGUUCUAAAGUUUUUCUUGCGGAAUCACGUGUUUUGUUCUAACAGUUUUCAUUCGAGACGAAAUGAUAAAGAGAAGAUUCUUUAAGAUUGAUCAUGGCGACAGGGAUGGCUCGGAUCACUCUUCUUCAUCCUCAGACGAAGAUUAUGAUAAUCAAACUGCGGAAGUAAGCCACGAGGAGAGUGACGACGGUGAUGAUAAUGAAGUUAGCUCUACUUCUUCUGGAUAUAGAAGUGAGGAUAGUUCUGCCAAUGAAAUUGAUGCAAACUCUACAGGUCAGCUAUUUAGUGAAGAUGAUGCUGGAACUGUAAAUGAAAGGGAAAUACUUACUAACAAGGAGUUGCCUAGUGAAUGUGACUCCGAAAAGUCUAAUGUUAUGGCUGAAGAAAAACCCCUACCAACAGAUAUACCAUCCACCUAUGUCUUGAAAUUCAAAUCCGUUUUUAAGUGCAGGUUAUGUCCUCGGAUUAUCUGUUUGACCGAGGACACUUUGCGGAAUCAUCUUCAAUCGAAGAGACAUGCUCGAUCUGAAAAACUACACAAGGAAGGCAGACUGAAGGCCGUGCUCAACAGUGAUGGUGAAAUAGAGAGCCAAGAGGUCUCAGAGAUCCAAACCGAAGAUACCGAGGAUAAUACAAAGAAGAAUGACAAAGGACAGAAGCAGCAUAAGAAGAGUUUUAAAAAGAAGAAAAAUGAUGAAGCAAACUCAAGGAAAACGCGGCCAACAAAAGGGUCAUCCAAGAGAAGCCGCAAAAAAUGAGUACUGAAAUCUGUUUCACAUUCAACCAACACUGUCACCAAAUUUUCCUGCCAUUACCAUUUUGCCUUUGUGUGCAAGCAAAGUAUGUGCAGUUUAAUGUAUGCCCUAUAUAUAGCCUCUUUUGAACUCCUUUCGCUUACUCUUCAACAAUUUUCUGCUUUUCCAAAUCAUUUGGAUUGGGAUUGUUCUCUAUUUCCAUCCCCUACCUAUAAUUUUCGAAAGCAUUUGAUUUUUUUUCCUUGGGAGCAUAAUAGUUAACUUAAUUCAAAGUUGCCUUGUAAAAGAUAUUUAUAGUAUUAUGAUAUAUUGAGGUUAGAUUUGGUUGUGUUUUGGAGAUGAGGUGUUGAAUGGGAUCACAUAUAUACAUAUUCCAGUCUA
Molecule: messenger RNA, 1262 nt
Organism: Cicer arietinum (chickpea)
Lineage: Eukaryota; Viridiplantae; Streptophyta; Magnoliopsida; Fabales; Fabaceae
Source: RefSeq, a predicted model, not a curated record